Messenger RNA from Dermochelys coriacea (leatherback sea turtle), 2342 nucleotides. It is a transcript of the gene ELMOD1, whose product is annotated as ELMO domain containing 1. The record is from RefSeq and is a predicted model, not a curated record. Lineage: Eukaryota; Metazoa; Chordata; Testudines; Dermochelyidae. The transcript has 14 exons. Bases 854 to 1840 code for a protein of 328 amino acids. Gene Ontology annotation, molecular function: GTPase activator activity.
CUCCCGGGCGUGGUGCAUUGUGUGUCCUGUAGCCCGGUAGCAGCCGCCUCUCGCGCUUUCCUCUUAGGGGCUGGGCUCAGCAGCAAGCCCCGUGCAGGUCGCCUAGCGACGGUGUAUCGGAUCCUGGAGAGGCGCGAGCUCCUCGGGCGCAGAGGGUGCGGGGGGUCUCGCCCGGCAGCACCCCGGUGCCAUCCGCAUCGCAGCCAGAUGGGCAGCGGCUUCCCUGCCUGCUCCCUGGGCCGGGAACGGGGGGAUGCUGCGGUGAUCGCUGAAGGCUUGUGGCAGGGCUGCAAACACUAGCGUGAGGAGCAAUUUCUUUGAGCUUGUGAUUAUCCGAUGACUCUGGUUACUGUAGUUACAGCCUGUCUUCGUGCCAGGGCAGCUACUCACGGCCGUAUCCUUUCCCAGGGUCAUUGUCAGGAGAAGGAGUAGCCAGCGAAGGACCUGCCCUUGGCCCAUGAAGACAGAAGGUUUCACAAACCCAUAAUACUAAUGAUUCCUACCACUACUAUUCUGAAUUUUGGGGUGCAGAACCAUAAGUGCAGUUGGUCUUCCCUCUGGAGCUCUGGUAACAGAGAAGCACGGUCUCCAACAGGAAGCUCCUUCACUGACCAGCAUCAGUUAUUUCUGCAAGAACAACUUUAUCUGUGAUCGGUUGAGAAGGAUUGGGUGUCUGGAACAUCAAAGCCACCAUAAUGAAGCACUUCCUGAGGAUUUCUGCAAGCAAGAAUUCAUUUUUAUUAAAAAAAAAUCAUUGAAAACAAAUUUCAGUAACUGUUCAUACCAUUCUCGUUGUAAAGAAGACUUCCACUAUCACAAGGUUAAGAUGGACGAGUAGUAAUAACAUUACAGAAUGUUUGUCCAGGUGUGCCUGUACUUCUACUGUAAAUGUUUGUGGCGCUGUCUGAAAUUUGUGGUGAGGAAAUUAACAGGACGAUGUGAAUUACAAAGGAUCUGUUACAAUAUCAAACCUGGGGCCAGCAGAACUAUGAAGAUAGAGACAUCACUGAGGAGUUCAAAAAAUAAGCUGCUGCAAACUUCAGUAAGUGUUCAUCCAGAUGCCAUUGAAAAAACUAUAGAUGACAUCAUGGAACUGAAAAAGAUUAAUCCAGAUAUAAAUCCACAGUUAGGAGUAUCUCUUCAGGCCUGUCUCCUACAGAUUGUAGGGUACAGAAAUCUGAUUGCAGAGGUUGAAAAGCUGCGCAGAGAGCCAUAUGACUCAGAGAAUCCCCAACAUGAAGAGAAGCUUCUAAAGUUAUGGAAAUGUUUGAAGCCUGAUUGUCCAUUGGAAGCUCGGGUUUCGAAGCAGUGGUGUGAAAUUGGUUUCCAAGGAGACGAUCCUAAAACAGAUUUUAGAGGGAUGGGCCUCCUGGGAUUAUAUAACUUGUUAUAUUUUGCCGAACGGGAUGCUGCAAUAGCUCAGCAAGUUCUCUCCGAUUCCCUUCAGCCGAAAUACAGGGAAGUCACUAAAGAGGAGCUAAGCCAAUUCAGCAAAGCUGAAUGGGAGAAGAAAAAGUUUGAUAAGGCAAUUGGCUACUCUUUUGCUAUUGUUGGCAUUAACAUAACUGAUCUUGCAUACAACCUGCUUGUGAGUGGCGCGCUGAAGACCCAUUUCUACAACGUUGCUCCAGAGGCUCCGACAUUAUCCCAUUUCCAACAAACAUUUGGCUAUUUGAUGCAUGAAUUCCAUAAAUUCUGGAUUGAAGAGGAUCCACUGGACAUAAUGGAGUUUAACCGUGUGCGAGAGAAAUUUCACAAGCAAAUUUUAAAACAGCUCCAGAAUCCAGACAUGGCUCUGUGCCCUCACUUUGCUGCCUCAGAAAGCUUAAUCAACAUGUAGUCAUUCACUUGAUUUGAUUUGAGAACACUGCCUCACUCUUCUCUUAGGUCACACUUUAGAUCAUCACUAACAUAUUGAAUGACCAUGGCGAUUGUAUGCAUGCCUUUUGGUGCAGUAUUCAUCUAUUUUUGUCAUAAAUAUUAGAUCCCCUUACACGUCUCUUUCCAGGGGAUUUCUCAUUAAAUGGGUGCUCAUAUUGCGGCAUUAUGCAGUGUUACAUUCUGAAUUGAUGUCCAGGUAUCAAGAGUUUUCUAUUUUUUUAGACCUUUUUUUUCCCAUAAUUCAGCAUUGAAGAAUUGUAUUUAUCUAGCAUUGUUUUGUACAUGUGGAAUAAUUAUCUGAAUCUUGUAUUGUGAAAACCUUUUAACUUACUGAUAUGUUUUGUGAUAACUACUGACAUUUCAAGUAAAGUACAUGUUUGGAUUUCAUCUAGAAGAUAAUGUAUGUAACUUUAAUCUAAUGCACAAAAACACAUUAAAGACCAAUUUUUUCCAUGCAGUCA